Molecule: messenger RNA, 2726 nt
Organism: Lacerta agilis (Sand lizard)
Lineage: Eukaryota; Metazoa; Chordata; Lepidosauria; Squamata; Lacertidae
Gene: ZNF76
Product: zinc finger protein 76
Exons: 14
Coding region: 545-1921 (458 amino acids)
Biological process (GO): central nervous system development; regulation of transcription by RNA polymerase II
Cellular component (GO): nucleus
Molecular function (GO): DNA-binding transcription factor activity, RNA polymerase II-specific; RNA polymerase II cis-regulatory region sequence-specific DNA binding
Source: RefSeq, a predicted model, not a curated record
ACGACGAGCAGGUUGGGGAAGCUGGAUAAAGCUUCGUUAUACAGGUUGCAGGGCAGGUGGCUGCGGGCGAUGUCUGGUGCAUGGCGGUCAGGCGGCGGACUCGUCCCUCCACAGUUCUAACAUGGAGAACCAUCUUAUAUGUGGAAUACAUGUCUAAGGAGCUGCCACCAGAGCACAAUGGAGAGCUUUGGCUUACAGGCAACAACCCUUUCUGAUGGAACAACAGCCUAUUUUCAGCAAAAUGCUAAUAAAGAGAAGUUAAUUGAAGGGCAAGUGAUUGAACUUGAAGAUGGUUCCACAGCUUUUGUCCAACAAGUAACAUUGCAGAAAGAGUCCAUCACAUUUGAAGAUGGUCAGCCAGUAGCGUUGGAAGACGGCACUAUGGCUUUUAUACAUCAUGCUCCCCAAGCUCUAAAUGAUCAAGAGGUAGAUAAGUAGCAAUUAGAGCUGACAUGUGCUACUACAGUGUUUGUGGUCCCCUCCAGAGGGUUAUGACCCCAACACCUUGGAAGCAAUCCAGCUGGAAGAUGGAUCCACAGCUUUCAUGCAUCGUCCUGUCUCCCUGUCAGUGAGCAGCACCACACUGACAGUGCAAGCAGAUGUGGGACUGGAGGAAUUGGCUGUAAGAGAGAAAGAUGAUUCCUUUGAACUUGAUUCCAUUACUGCCCUCAAGGACUAUGCCAGUAAGGACUUCCACGAGGAGGAAGUGCAGAGCAGUGGGAAGGAACCAAAGGUUCCUGAUAGAGUUUACCGCUGUGCUUACAGUGGUUGUAGCCGCCUCUUUACCACAUCUCAUCAUUUGAAGGUGCAUGAGCGGGUUCAUACAGGUGAUCGUCCAUACAGAUGUGACUUCUCAAGCUGUGGGAAAACCUUUGCUACAGGUUAUAGCCUGAAGAGUCAUGUGAGAACCCACACGGGUGAGAAGCCAUACAAGUGUCCAGAAGAUUUAUGCAUCAAAGCCUUCAAGACUUCUGGAGACUUGCAAAAACAUAUCCGGACACAUACCGGCGAGAGGCCUUUCAGGUGCCCUUUUGAGGGCUGUGGCCGCUCAUUCACCACCUCAAAUAUACGCAAGGUCCACAUCCGGACACACACUGGUGAGCGACCAUAUAUGUGCCCAGAGCACAACUGUGGGAGAGGGUUCACUAGUGCCACCAACUUCAAAAACCACAUGAGAAUCCAUACAGGGGAGAAGCCAUAUGCGUGCCUGGUGCCAGGCUGUGGGAAGCGCUUCACUGAAUAUUCCAGCCUUUACAAACACCAUGUGGUUCACACACACUGCAAGCCGUACACCUGCAACACCUGUGGCAAAACCUACCGCCAGACCUCUACGUUGGCUAUGCACAAGCGCACUGCGCACGGGGAGCUGGAAGCUACAGAAGAGAGUGAACUGGCCCUCUAUGAGCAGCAGAUGAGAAUUGCCACGUUUGAUAUGCCUUCACUGAAACACCAGUGUAUUGUUUCUGUGAAGGUGGAACACGAGGAGGAGCAGGAGGAUUGCAGGGCUAUGCCAGUGACUCUCGUAUCUCAGGAUGGAGCAGAGCAGGUCAGUCUGUCUCCUGAAGACUUGCAAGUACUUGGCUGUGAUAUCACCAUGUUAACACAGAAUGGCACAGCAGUAUCAGUACCCCGGGAUGAUAUUUCAGCAAGUGGUACAAAUGUGCUGACUAUGAUUGGCGCCGAUGGGACUGAAAUACAUCCGGUUACAAUAGUCACUUCUGGGACAAAGGCAUCCGAGGAUUUGCCCACAGCAUCCAUCCACCACCAGCAGCUGACAGUGCUAGCAACAGCAAAGGACACUUAUAUUGCAGUUCAGGUAAAAGAGCAGCAGAGCUCGGAGGAUGCCAUUAGUGUGUCAACCUCAGCAAUUCAGCAGGAGUCUGCAACUCUUAAGGUAUCCACAUCAAACAGUGGGUGCUGAGACCUCACAUGGAGCUGGAGCAACUGAAGCUGGAUGGACUGCUGGAGUCUUCAGAACCUCCAACUCAAAAGCCAAGUGAUGAGUACUUAUCCUUCUGGACCUGAAGAGAGCCCUUAAUAUUUGCUGCCAUCUGUCCGGCAUGAAUGAGCUGAUAACUGAGAAACACAGAUGGUAAAGUUACAUGAACUAUUGGAUGAGACUUUGUUUAGAAAUAUUUCUCCUAUAAGUGCUACAACAUGUUUUAUGGCCUCUUUAAGAAAGCCUUCCCUUAACUUUCUGAGGUGGCAUCCGCACUAUCAUUCUGGAACGUUCUAAUUUCUGCUGAAUGUUAUUGGAGGAAGCACUUGUAUGUCAUUUCUUGGAGAGCUAGAACAGCCUUCAUAAGAUUAUGGGACUUGCAUGGCUGGGGAGAUUUAUUUCUUUGAAGUUUUUAGCAUUAAAUGUGUUUUUAGCCAUAGAAAGUUCAGGAAAAGGAAUUACGGGUAGAUGGGUGCUCUCUACUUUUCCUUACCUCAGAUACAUGGGAAUAGAAAGUGUUGGCACAGGAGCAGUCACACACUCUCUGAGCAGAACUGAAAUGUACAGUACCGGAGAAGGACAAAUAUUAAUGUGAUGGCUGUGCUCUAUGCAUUUCCCCCCAAUUAUUGUGGUUGCUUCCCAGUCUCAGCAAGUGGAAUAGACUGAAGCAGAUGUGCAAAGGAGAAGAAACAGCUUUGUAGUACAUUUUAUUUGCCUCUUUCACUCUCUGAAAUAACAGAAGACUCUAAAUGUGUAUCGAAUAAAAUUUUGGACUUGAUGUUUUCGA